UUCAUUCUUACUCUGGUUUCAAAACUGCCACGUGGCACCUCAUGCUUCCCGAGCAAUUUCUUAUAUAGAUCUUUGUAGUUUGCUUGUCUUGGCUUUUCGGCUCUAAACUUAAUUUUAAUUCGACUGUAGUCUCGAGUCGAGAAGACCAACCAACCGCCAUGGCAGUGGUCUGCAACUUCUACUCUCUUACAGACCUUGCCAAGCGCUUACCUUCGGCCUUUAUCCGCCAAAACCCACCUCAGCUUGUGAAGUCACCUUCAAGACAAAGUUUCCAAAAUUCAAAACAUCCAUCUAAAGUUAGUGCUAUAUUUUGGGGGCCUAGGAAAACAGUGGAGCUACAUGAAAUGGAUCUUUCACUGGGGGAGUUUACUGUGACAGGGUCUGGCCUAGAGGGAGCCUCAUCAAAUGAGGUCAGACCCCAGAAAAUAUCUCUAUCAGUGGUUUCUUCAAUCUCAGAGGUCUCACCAAACGAGUGGGAUGCAUGUGCUGUGGAUGCUAUUGGCCCCGAAAAAAUCAAUCCGUUUCUUACCCAUGGUUUCCUUUCAAGCUUGGAAGAGUCAGGUUGUGCGGUGAAGGAGACAGGAUGGUUACCACGUCACAUCAUUGCUCAGGAUGAAUUAAAGAAUAUCAUAGGUGUUGUUCCACUUUAUCUUAAAAGCCACUCUUAUGGGGAAUUUGUCUUUGAUCAUUCCUGGGCAGAUGCUUACUAUAGUUAUGGAUCUAGAUAUUAUCCAAAAUUGCAGUGUUGUGUACCAUUUACUCCUGUAACUGGUAAGAGGAUAUUAAUCCGUAACACCUGGUACAAAGAACAGGUUUUUGACAAGAUAGUAUCUGCAUUGAAGGAUAUGACAGCUAAGUUCCAGGUCUCAUCACUUCAUGUUACUUUUCCAUCUGAAGAUGAGUGGAACAAAAUGAAGGAACAUGGAUUUCUGCAAAGGAUAGGGAUGCAGUACCACUGGAAAAAUUGUGAUUAUAGAAAUUUUGAUGACUUUUUGAUGGACAUGAAGCAAAGUAAACGGAAAAAUAUUCGUCAAGAGAGGAAGAAGAUUUCUGCUCAAAACUUGAGAAUGAAACGACUUCGUGGAGAUGAGAUAAAGGCAAAACACUGGGAUUCUUUCUACAAGUUUUACAGGAAUACAACUGAUAACAAGUGGGGGAGAGCAUUUCUAACAAGAGACUUCUUUCACAACAUGGGAUCAAAGAUGGGAGAUCAGGUAUUACUUAUUGUUGCUGAAGAGGGGGAUGAACUUGUUGCAGGAGCUCUUAAUCUUAUUGGGGGAGACACUUUAUUUGGGCGCUUAUGGGGGUGUCUUCCACAAGUCUAUUAUCCAAGUUUACAUUUUGAAGCUUGUUAUUACCAGGCAAUUGAAGCAGCAAUUGAACUAAAUCUUAAAAAGGUAGAGGCAGGAGCUCAGGGAGAACAUAAAAUCCAGCGGGGUUACCUACCUGUGACUACUUACAGCUGCCAUUACAUUCUAGAUGAAGGUUUUAGAGAAGCUAUAAAGGACUUUCUUGUGCGUGAAACAGAUCAGGUUAAGCUUGUUAUGAAACUAUUACAUGAUUCUGGCCCCUUCAAAGAUGGUGUACAUCAAGCCAUUGAAAUUUGAAUACCUGAUUAAAUUGUAAAAAGCAUUUGUAAAUGUGAGGGUUUGGUACUUCAGUCAAAUGUAAAUGUCCUGUUCUAUAUGUGAUUAGUUUCAUUCCCUAGAUUCAUUAUGAUUCGAUAACAGGAACAACAGAAUUAUCACUGAAAUUAACGAACCAAGUUGUUCAGUUGAACUCCGACGUGGUUUAUAAAUUUACAAUUUUGUUGUCGACAA
Nelumbo nucifera (sacred lotus) is the source of this 1820-nucleotide messenger RNA. RefSeq names its product acyl-CoA. NCBI's taxonomy places the organism in Eukaryota, Viridiplantae, Streptophyta, Magnoliopsida, Proteales, Nelumbonaceae. The record is from RefSeq and is a predicted model, not a curated record.